AUGGCACCUCUAAAAGACCUUUUGAACGAAGAAGAAGCGCCAGGAUACCUCUCGUCUCCACCUAGCGAGGACGAGCGCAAAUACUGGGAAAGAUCGAGCUGCAGCAGCGACAGCAGAUCGGUCUCGGAAGCGUCGGGCUCGGAAAGCGACUCGGGCGCACUUUUAACGUGCGACUGGGACUCGUGCGGGCAGAAGUAUGCGCAGCCUGAGCUGCUGUACCACCACCUGUGCCAGGACCACGUCGGGCGCAAGUCCCAGAAAAAUCUCCAACUCAACUGCCGGUGGGGCCGCUGUACCACCAAAACGGUAAAGCGGGACCACAUCACGUCGCACUUGCGGGUGCACGUCCCUCUCAAGCCUUUCGCGUGCUCAACGUGUACCAAGAAGUUCAAGCGCCCCCAGGACCUGAAGAAACACCUAAAGGUGCACCUGGAGGACGAAUCGGUUAUUCGGCGCCGCAGGGGCCCCAAACCAAGCUUGAAAAAGGUGUACAAGGCUGCGCAGAGAUCACCGGACGCACCUGUGCUGCCCUCCAUCUCGUUUGAGAAGUUUUUGGCCGACGAAAUGCCGCACUACAAGCCUUACUACACUCCACAGCUGGGGGAACGCCUGCAAACGGUCUUGCCGCCCCCAUCCUCCGUGAUAUCGGCUCCUGGCGAAGUCAGUGCGGCCGGCACCCCAACCUUCAGCAGGUCGCCAUGUUCCAAUCCACAGGACCUGCGGGCCGCCGCGGGUUUCUUCUCCACCCUGUCUCAGGACAUGCACAGGAGAUUGCCUCGCUUGCCUCACUUGAACUCUGUGGUGCCCCCUGCUCCGGUAUCUCCUCUGACAGCCGCGUCAGCUCCCUCGAGAUACCCACCGGUUCUACAGCUGCCUCCAAUCCAUGCCAGCGUACCAUACCCUAACGUGCCAUACGUGUCUUCAAGAGUGGACACGUCCGCGCGUCUCCCUCACUUCAACCGCGCUGAAACUUACAGUCUUCACCAAAAGAACUCGGGCGACCAGCAAGGUAACGAAACGCAAGAACAGAUUGAGGAGCUGAUGUCAAAGCUUGCCCUAGAAUCCGAAGAGAUCGACAUGGCUGAUAUACUCCUGAAAGUCAACACUAUCAGAGACUACUUGAUGUGCGCUCUGUUGGAGGAAGAGUACGAAGAUGAACAAGACCCAUCAGAUUUUGCCCCCAGUGGCACUUCCAGCGAGACAGCGAACCAGGGGGCUCCAGUUGAACCACGGCCAUUGUCCAAGUAUCCCACAGUCAUGGUUUAG
Messenger RNA from Lachancea thermotolerans CBS 6340, 1266 nucleotides. RefSeq names its product alkaline-responsive transcriptional regulator RIM101 (gene RIM101). The transcript has a single exon. Gene Ontology annotation, cellular component: nucleus. The record is from RefSeq and is a predicted model, not a curated record. Bases 1 to 1266 code for a protein of 421 amino acids. Gene Ontology annotation, biological process: positive regulation of transcription by RNA polymerase II. NCBI's taxonomy places the organism in Eukaryota, Fungi, Ascomycota, Saccharomycetes, Saccharomycetales, Saccharomycetaceae.